GCUUCGCUUAAUAGGAUGCAUUUCACUCUCUCUUCCACAGGACGUAAAUGUAUCCACCCAUCCAUCUACUUUCUGAUCCGCUUGAUCCUUACAAGGGUGGCGGGGGCUGGAGCCGAUCCCAGUUGUCUACGGGCAGGAGGCGUGGGACACCCUGAACCGGUUACCGGCCAACCACAGGAAACCGGAUUGCCCGCAGAAAACCCACGCAGGCACGGGGAGACAGAACAUGCCAACUCCACACAGGGAGGCGGAAUCGAACCCGACACCUCUGUACGAGCAGCCAUGAUUAGCCGCAACUUCAAGAACGUGCUGGUGGUGUCGCUGGGUUUUCUGUCUCUCUUCACAGCGUACGGCGGACUCCAAAGCUUGCAGAGCAGCCUGAAUGCGGAGGAGGGCAUGGGAGUGGCGUCUCUGAGUGUCAUCUACGCAUCCAUCAUCCUCUCGUCCAUGUUCCUGCCUCCCCUCAUGAUCAAAAACCUGGGCUGCAAGUGGACCAUCGUGGCCGGCAUGGCCUGCUACGUCUCCUACUCCUUCGGGAACCUCUACCCGGGAUGGUACACUCUCAUUCCAACCUCCGUGAUUCUGGGUUUGGGAGGCUCCCCUCUGUGGUCGGCUAAAUGCACAUACCUGACCAUCUGCGGCAACACGCAGGCGGCCAAGGAGUCCAAGAAGGCGCCGGACGUCAUCAACCAGUACUUUGGCAUCUUCUUCUUCAUCUUUCAGUCGUCCGCCGUGUGGGGCAACCUCAUGUCCUCGCUCAUCUUUGGACAGGACACCAACAUAACGGUCAUUUCCGACCAGCAGCUGCAGACUUGCGGGGCUGGAGACUGCGGCCUGACGAUCACCUCCAACAGCACCACAAGCAGGCCGGCGCAGGAACUGGUGUGGACCCUGGUCGGAUGCUACAUUGGCGUUGGUUUGCUGGCCAUGCUGAUCGUGGCCGUGUUCCUGGACAACAUCGACCACGAGCAGACCAGCCGUUUCCGUGGCAACCGCGAGCCCUUCUGCCACACCUUCCUGGCCACCUUCCGUCUUCUGAAGGACUGGAGGUUGCUCACCCUCAUCCCGCUCACCAUGUACAGCGGCUUUGAGCAGAGCUUCCUGUCUGGAGAGUACACCAAGAACUACGUGACGUGCGCGCUGGGUAUUCACUACGUGGGCUUCGUGAUGAUGUGUUUCGGGGCAUCCAAUUCCCUUUGCUCCUUCCUCUUUGGGCGAUUGGCACGCUACACUGGCAGAGGGGCGCUAUUCUUACUAGCGUCCUUGGCGAACUUCUCGUGCAUUAUCGCACUGUUGUACUGGAGGCCUCAUCCUGACCAGUUGGGUGUGUUCUUUGUGUUUCCCGCUUUGUGGGGAAUGGCCGACGCCAUCUGGCAGACGCAGACGAACGCUCUGUACGGCAUCUUGUUUCCCGCCGAGAAGGAGGCUGCCUUCGCCAACUACCGCAUGUGGGAGUCUUUGGGCUUCGUGAUUGCGUUCGCCUACAGCACCUUCCUGUGUCUGGAGUACAAACUGUACAUCCUGCUGGCCGUGCUACUGCUGACCAUGGUCACCUACCCGGUGGUAGAGUAUCACGAGUACAAGAAUCCCACGAAAGCCGAGGACGGCGGAGAUGACAAAGAAGCCAUCGCCAUGGACAACAGCAAAGUUUACUGCCAGACUCAACUCUGAACGAAUGAACAACGAAUGUAAGGUGCUGCCAUCAUCCCAAUACUCGCCGAACUCUAGAAUGGAAGAACAAACUGCUCACAUCGUCCAAGAUGGGAAGAUGCUUGGCUGAAGAAGUCAACAGUUCUCUUAAAAAUAGAUUUUUUUCUCUGCACAAUCAGAAUGUUAUUCUGCGAAUUUGUUCAGAUCAAUUCUGAUUUUAUUACCAAAAUCAAGUAGAUUUUUUAUUCUGAAUAUAAAGGCAGUACAAUUGCAGUGAAAAAUAUAUAUUUUUUGUAAAACUGAAUACAACUUUAUUCUUAUUUAUAUAUUCAUAAGCAGUUUCCCUGAUUCCGAUCUG
Hippocampus zosterae (dwarf seahorse) is the source of this 2008-nucleotide messenger RNA. It is a transcript of the gene unc93a, whose product is annotated as unc-93 homolog A. The coding region runs from base 16 to 1671 and encodes 551 amino acids. Lineage: Eukaryota; Metazoa; Chordata; Actinopteri; Syngnathiformes; Syngnathidae. The transcript is spliced from 10 exons. The record is from RefSeq and is a predicted model, not a curated record.